UUGAACAUCGAUAAGCUCUAGCUGUGUAGUUUUUACAAUUAAAAAACAAAUUUUAAACAAAAACGGAAAUGGAAAAAUGGAAUGGAAAAGUCGCUAUAGUAACAGGCGCUUCUUCUGGAAUAGGAGAUGAGACUUGUAGACAACUGGUCGAGAAAGGAAUGAUUGUUGUUGGUUUUGAUAUAAGUGACGAUAAACUUCAGAUGUUAGAAAAGGAUUUAAAAGGAAAACUGGGCAAAUUUUAUUACCUUAAAGUUGAUUUGUGUUUGGAAGAAAACAUUUUGGAAGCUUUUCAUUGGGUAAAGAAAACAUUGAAAUCAGUUGACGUACUAGUUAAUAAUGCAGGUGUCUGGAAGUAUAGUGAUUUGUUAGGGAAUACAAAUGAUUGGAAACAAAUGUUUGACAUUAAUAUCAUAGGUACUAACAUUUGCAGCAGAGAGGCUAUAAAAAUCAUGGAGGAAAUACAAAUCAAAGAAGGUCACAUAAUAAAUAUUAAUGGCAUUGCAGGUCAUUACAUAUUUCCGUUCUUGAAAGAUGUUUCAGUUUAUAGUGCUACCAAACAUAGUGUCACUACAAUUACAGAAUAUUUAAGAGAAUUGAUGGGCAUGAAAAAUUUACCCAUUAGAGUCACGAGUAUUAGUCCGGGUGCAGUAGAAACCAAAAUGACUGAACAGUUAAGUAAGUUGGAAGGCAUAAAAAUGUUGAAAUCUAUUGACGUUGCUGAAGCUAUUAUGUACGCAUUGAGCGCACCACAGCAUGUUAACGUCUCCGAAAUCAUCAUAAGACCAACAGGCGAGAAUGUAUUAGCUUUUGUUAAGAAACUUUUAUAGAUAUCGAUUAUGCUUUAUGAUUAAUAUAGGUACAUGAACAUCUACAAUUUGAACCUCAAAUAUAAACAAAAGUAGUACCUACGUUUUUACUGUUUAAAAAUAAAUAUAUAGUAUUAUGUAUCCAAUGACCAAUAUGCAUAUCUUAUUAUAGAUAAUAUGUAUUAAUCAUCAUGAAAAAAAUCUGUUUUUACCUUCACAUAAUUCUUAUAAAUCAUUAUUAUGUACACUUCAAUAAAAAAAAUAU
Molecule: messenger RNA, 1071 nt
Organism: Rhopalosiphum maidis (corn leaf aphid)
Lineage: Eukaryota; Metazoa; Arthropoda; Insecta; Hemiptera; Aphididae
Product: farnesol dehydrogenase-like
Exons: 6
Coding region: 69-827 (252 amino acids)
Source: RefSeq, a predicted model, not a curated record